GACUCAGUGCAGAAGUCUGAAGGACGCAUGGCAAUUAGGCUGAGCUGCCUGAUCCAGAUGUUAAAAGGGUUGAUGGAGGUGCCACAGCCAAAGAUGGCCGCAUAGGGAGGCUUUUGUCAAUGCAAGCUCAGGCCCUCAUUCGCACACCUGGAACUCACCCAGAAGGCGUUCUAGAAAAUGUUGCAAGUUUGUAGAACAGGUUUGUCAAGUAGAUUCGGACAACUCAAGUGCAGCCCACGUCUGCAAGCCUCAAACAAUCACGCCCUGCUUCGCUCUUUCUUGUCAGGCUCCAAUUGCCUUCCUUUCCCUGCUCUGGUUAGCAAAGUGCUACUUUGGGGACCUGGGCAACAUACCACUCGAUCUGGUAGCGGUGCACUUUCAAAAAUACACUAUAAUUUUUACACGUCCAGUUUCUCACAAUUCAGGAGUGCUGAGCGGGCCUGCUUGAUGGAAACCAACGCCAACCACUCGCAUGCUCAACCAGUGCCAACACAGGAGUCAACCACCCUGGACGCUUUGGAUCCAGCGGAGCUACAAUUGGUGGAAGUUGGCCUGCGAAAUGCACUAGCAGCUUUGCAAACUGGCGGAACUAACGCUGCUGUCCUGUCAACUAGGAUAUGCCAGCAGCUCUUAGAAGAAGAACCAAAUCAGAAUGAAGCUAGCGCCGCUAAUGCUACCCCCGGCCAUAGCCAGUCCGGAGUCUUGUCGCGUCCGCUUGUGCGCCACGUGGCGUGGGCCCUCUUGCAGUGGCACAAGGCUGGGCGCUUCCCUGUUGAGCUGCCGCCCAUUGAGGGCCUGCAGGAAGAUCGUAGCUGGGAAGGGGAACUAGAUGGCUGGACACGAAAGAUAGAGACAGCGCUUGGGGCCCUUCUUGAGGUUCGAAAAGCCGCUCUGAGUCUCCACGUCCAAGAGCCAUGGUUCUCCCACUUGAAAAGCGGAGCGAAGAGCGUGGAAGGGCGGUGUGCAAAAGAAGCGUAUACCAGGCUUGAAGUUGGAAGUAUACUUUUGGUGAACGACUCCCUGCUUCUCCAAGUAAAGGCCUCCGUUAACUACGACAGCUUUUCCUCCCUCCUGGCACAAGAAGGGCUCCAACGCGUUCUACCAGGCUGCGCCUCGCAUGUUGAUGGCUGCACGGUGUAUCGAGCUUUCUACACGGAAGAGCAAGAGAGGGCGGCCGGCGUUGUGGCAAUCCACGUGGAGCCUUGCCCAGAGGACACGCAACCCGUGCAUCGUAUCAUGACUCUUCUGCAAGAGCUAGGACCGCGCCCCCUCUUUUUGCUGCUGCGAAUGCGGAGGACCGCGGGCUCCAUCGACGAUCUGCUGGCCCCCUCUCGGGCCACCAUGCUGGCGGCCUUCGACGCACUGAACGACCCCAAAAACCGGCUCACCGUCGGCGCCCGCGCCUUGACGAAGCACGCCCACCGGUGCAGCCACAACUGGUGGGGCGUGCCCACCGGCUCAGAGCAAGCCAAAAACGAGCACGCGCGAGCAGUCGUUCUGCGGAUCCUGGACGGCGCGGUGUGGCAGAACGCGCACCUUUUACCGCACGACGUGGCCGUCUUCGAAGCCCGCGUGGCAGAGGGGUACGGCGCGCGCUGGUCGGCCGACGGAACACAGUUCCGAGGCUUUCUGGAGCCGCAGAUGGAAGGCGGCCACCAGCGAGGAUGGCGGCACUAAAGAAGCUUCCCUGGUCGCAGCCGGGGUCGAGCACUUUGACUGGCCAACGUUUGAAGACUCUCGGAGUCAGACUCAGUGCAUCGUUAGCAGUUCACAUUCAAGGCACGCUUCUGAAAAUUCAAGAGAUCAUCGAUCUGGCAGCGUAGCAGUGCCCCUCGAUCCGAGGAAUUCAUCACAGAAUUGUUGUGACACGGAACAGUCUUGUUCCUCGGUGUAGAUUAUACAGACGCUGAAGAAACAGGAAACGAAUUGAACACCAGACUCAUUGACAAGAUGAGAGCUUAGCGAAACUUAGUCUCAGGUCUACGUAGCCGCAGAAUCUUGCUCCUUGAAAGAGUGAUGUCAAAGCUAGCUUGGGUCACAGUGUAGGGCGCGGCUUUGCUGACAACGUGCAUUAGUUUCAGGCACGCAGUGGAGACGGCGCACACUGUGUCGCCGAGGACCAAGACUGGAGUGUCAUCUGACACACUGUGUCAGAAAGGCGCAGUCCGGCAGCAUUACACGGAGAUAGCGUGCAUGCGAAAUAGUUGCCUAACUGCUCGAGAAGUCGCCUAUCAGCCCUUUGCAGCAUGCGGGCAUAUGAAUCAGAAGGUAUCGC
Klebsormidium nitens is the source of this 2275-nucleotide messenger RNA. NCBI's taxonomy places the organism in Eukaryota, Viridiplantae, Streptophyta, Klebsormidiophyceae, Klebsormidiales, Klebsormidiaceae. The record is from the annotation of a GenBank genome assembly.